Messenger RNA from Chinchilla lanigera (long-tailed chinchilla), 1863 nucleotides. It is a transcript of the gene Chtf8, whose product is annotated as chromosome transmission fidelity factor 8. Lineage: Eukaryota; Metazoa; Chordata; Mammalia; Rodentia; Chinchillidae. Gene Ontology annotation, cellular component: Ctf18 RFC-like complex. Gene Ontology annotation, biological process: mitotic sister chromatid cohesion. The record is from RefSeq and is a predicted model, not a curated record.
UUUAUUUUCAGUUGCUUUUUAAAGAAGGAAAGCUCAUGGUGCAAAUUGUUAUUUCCAGUGCGGGGGCUGAAGGCCUGGCAGAAUGGGUGCUGAUGGAGCUACAGGGGGAGAUCGAGGCUCGCUACAGCACUGGAUUAGCUGGAAACCUCCUGGGAGACCUACAUUACACCACUGAGGGAAUUCCUGUGCUGAUCGUGGGGCAUCAUAUCCUAUAUGGGAAAAUCAUCCACCUGGAGAAACCUUUCGCAGUUCUUGUCAAACACACUCCUAGGGAACAGGACUGUGAUGAGCUUGGCCACGAGACUGGCACCACCCGGUACCUGGUGACAGCACUCAUCAAAGACAAGAUCCUUUUCAAAACCCGCCCCAAGCCCAUUAUCACCAACGUCCCCAAGAAAGUAUGAAAGAACCCCGGAUUUUCCCUAGAGAGCGGCCAACUCCUUGGACUCGUGCACCACUGCCACCUCGAGGACGGCUUGACAGUUCCCUGGGACCACAGGGGGGUCCUGUUCUGAACACAGGCCACCCACUGGGCAUGAACUCGGAUCCCUUCCUUAUGGCAGCUGGUUCUGUUGGUGGAAAUCUGGCACCAUUUCCAAGGAACCCAUCUUUUCCAUCUUCAUCAGGCUCACUGGCUUCAAAUCCAGCACCUUUCCCUGCUGGUCCUCGUGACCCAAGCAUGGCUUCUUUUCCAAGAGGGAUAAAUCCUACUGGCACAGGCACAGCCUUCCCACGGCCAGGCGGCCUGUUGGGUCCAGGACCAGGACCAGCUCUAAACCCUAGAACAGGAGCUCUUCCAGGCCCAGGUCCUAUGUCUAACCCCAGGUUAGGAGGUCUCCCAGGCCCAGGCCCUAUGUCCAAUCCAAGGACUGGUGGUCUCCUGGGAGCAAGUCCUGACCCCAGAAGUGGUACCCCCAUGGGACCCGGACCCGGAGCUGGACCUAAUCUGAGAUCAGGUGUCUUGUUGUCUUCUGGGAAUGGUCCUCCCAAUCCUAGGCCAGGUGGUCUGGGCCCUGGACCAAAUCCCAAUCUGAGAUCAGGCUUUUUAGGUACAAACCCUGCCCCUAGGUCAGGUAUGUUUCCAGGCCCAGGCCUUGGGUCCAACCCUCGAGCAAGUGGUGUGGGACCAGGUCUUGGGCCCAACCCAAGAGCAGGAGGCUUGGGUCCAAGCCCAAAUCUGGACACCAGAGCAGGUGGCCUCUUGGGCACAGGAUCUGGCCUUAACUUAAGAAUGGCUGGACCCCAAGGCCUAGAUCUUGCCCCAAUUCUGAGAGCAGCAGGUCUUUUAGGAGCAAAUUCUGCUUCUUUUUCACAGGCUUCUGGAAACAUGGGCUCAAGCCCAUCAUCCAUGGCAAGAGUACCUGGCCCCAUAGGGCCAAACACAGGUCCUAGCUCUCGAGGAAUUGGCCUUCCAGGGCCAAAUCCAUCUUCUAUGUCAAGGGCUCCUGGCCCCGUAGGCCCUAAUUCAGCUCAUUUCUCAAGGCCAGGUGGCCCCAUGGGUGUAAAUGCCAAUCCCUUUCCCAGGGGGACGAGUUCAGGGGGACUGAACCCAGCUGCCUUCUCUCAGUCUUCGGGCACAUUGGCUUCAAACCCAGGUACCUUGCAAAGGUCUGCCGGCCUCCAGGGCUCAAGUCCAGCAAUUUUCCCACGAGCCUCUGGGCCACUAGGCCCCAACCCAGCUAAUUUCCCGAGGGCCACUGGCCUGCAGGGUCCAAGUCCAGCUGCCUUCCCAAGAUGUACUGGUCCUUUAGGCCCAGGUCAAGUUGCUUUCCCCAGGUCAGCUGGUGGGCAUCUGGGCUCUUCUCCAGCAGGCCCAGUGGGUAUCAGUUCAGCUCCUUUUGCAAGGCCCACUGGGACCCUGGG